AGCGGGGUGCGAUUGCUUCUGUCUGUUGUGUAGUUAUGUUGUCAAAGAAGCGAAGAGGCGGCGGGAACCCGGGUCGGGGUCUGGCUCAGUGCUGGUUAUAGUGGGCUAUGGGGGAGCCCGGCUCCUUGGUUCCGAGGGACCGCCCCGGAGGCCGGAGCUGGUGCUUGAGGCGCGUGGGGAUGGACGCCGGGUGGCUCCUGCUGGAGGAUGGAAACGAGGUGACUUUAGGACGAGGACUUGGCGUUACAUACCAACUGGUAUCAAAAAUCUGCCCUCUGAUGAUUUCCCGAAACCACUGUGUUUUGAAGCAGAACACUGAGGGCCAGUGGACAAUUAUGGACAACAAGAGCCUGAAUGGUGUUUGGCUGAACAAAGUACGUCUAGAACCUUUAGAGGUCUAUCUUAUUCAUAAGGGAGACCACAUCCAACUUGGGGUGCCUCUGGAAAAUAAGGAGAAUGCAGAGUAUGAAUAUGAAGUUACUGAAGAAGACUGGGAGAAGAUAUAUCCUUAUCUUGCCCCAACAAGUGACCAGUUAAUGGAAAAAAAUAAGAGCUUGAGAACUAAAAGGAAGUGUAAUUUGGAUGAAUUAGAGGCUCCUGAAGCUGAAGGCCCCUCACAUUUGAAAUCCAAAAUAAGUAGAAUGUCUUGUGAACCUGGUCAACCACUGACAUCACAUGGGAAAGGUGAAAUGGCCAGUCAACCCCCUGAAUAUGUGGAACCUAAGCUGACUUCUCUUGAGCCAAGUGAGAACAUCCUCGGGGCUCAUGUUUACUCUGGCCCUGCCAAAGUCCUGGAGCCUCAUCAUGAGGAGCAGAAAGCCUCAAACCCAUUAGUAUCUCAGAGUAGGUUGGAGCUGUUUAAGGUGACCAUGUCUAGGAUUCUGAAGCUCAAAACACAGAUGCAGGAGAAACAGGAAGCUGUUCUGAAUGAGAAAAAGCAGACCCAAAAAGGGGACUCAAAGAAUAUUGUGCAAAUGGAGCAGGAAUUGCAGGACUUACAGUCACAGCUUUGUGCAGAGCAGGCCCAGCAGCAGGCCAGAGUGGAGCAGCUAGAGAAGACUUUCCAGGAAGAGCAGCAGUAUCUCCAGGGUUUGGAGAAAGGACAAGGAGAAGAGGACCUGAAGCAACAGCUGGCCCAGGCUCUGCAGGAGCAUCGGGCUCUAAUGGAAGAGCUAAAUCGCAGCAGGAAGGACUUUGAAGCCAUCCUUCAAGCCAAGAACAAAGAAUUGGAGCAGACCAAGGAAGAGAAGGAGAAGGUACAAGCACAGAAGGAAGAAGUUCUUAGCCACAUGAACGAUGUGCUAGAGAAUGAGCUCCAGUGUAUUAUUUGCUCAGAAUACUUCAUUGAGGCUGUCACCUUGAACUGUGCCCAUAGUUUCUGCUCCUUCUGUAUCAAUGAAUGGAUGAAGCGGAAGCAAAGAGACUGUUGUGAAGACUGUGCUGCAAGGGCCUUUAAAAGACUGCUAGGCAAUGGAAGCUUGGGGUGGUCUGGAGGAUUCUCCAUGGACCGGCCUUGGGCUGCGCUGAGGCAGAGCGUGGAAGAACCGCGUGGGACAGAGUCUGAGUUGGGAAGCUCUCCAUCACGAGCCUCCCAUGCAGGGCAGCCCCGCUGCCACCAUUGCCUAAAGGACAGUGGCACUCACCACCCGACGGAGUCAGGGUACUUAACAGACUCUGCCUCACGACAUGUUAAAUGGUUAUAUAGUUCUGUUUGCUUUUUAAAUUUAUUGUUGUUUUUGUUAUUGUUUUGGUAUCUCUGAAGCACCUCUGUUGACAUUUGUCCUGGACAGCUUGAAUGUACCCCUAUGACUGCCCCUGAAAGUUAAGGCAGCGUCUGAGAGGAUGGAAUACCUCUUUGUGAAAACAAGAUGUCAU
This is a messenger RNA of Pteronotus mesoamericanus, 1875 nucleotides long. RefSeq names its product ring finger protein 8 (gene RNF8). The coding region runs from base 108 to 1760 and encodes 550 amino acids. The record is from RefSeq and is a predicted model, not a curated record. Lineage: Eukaryota; Metazoa; Chordata; Mammalia; Chiroptera; Mormoopidae. The transcript is spliced from 8 exons. Gene Ontology annotation, cellular component: site of double-strand break; nucleus; cytosol. Gene Ontology annotation, biological process: protein K48-linked ubiquitination; double-strand break repair; ubiquitin-dependent protein catabolic process. Gene Ontology annotation, molecular function: metal ion binding; ubiquitin protein ligase activity; histone binding.